Messenger RNA from Setaria italica (foxtail millet), 2688 nucleotides. RefSeq names its product receptor-like protein 2. The coding region runs from base 23 to 2185 and encodes 720 amino acids. The transcript has a single exon. Gene Ontology annotation, molecular function: protein binding. Lineage: Eukaryota; Viridiplantae; Streptophyta; Magnoliopsida; Poales; Poaceae. The record is from RefSeq and is a predicted model, not a curated record.
UCAAAACUCAUGAAAAAAAAACAUGCAGAGAGCGCCACAAUUUUCAUGCAAAAGCAAGGUUAGUAGGCUGGCCAUGCCUUUCUUCGGUCUUCCCCUUGUGCUGCUACUCACCAUGGCUUCUCCUGCAACUUCAUGCAAUGAGAAGGAGAAGAGCUCCCUUCUAGAGUUUAUUGCUGAGCUAUCAUCACAUGAUGGUGGUGUUACCACGUCCUGGCGGAAUGGCACAGACUGCUGCAAGUGGGAAGGCAUCACUUGCAAUGGACGCGGAGCAGUUAUGGAGGUGUCUCUAGCAUCUAGAAGCCUAGAAGGAAGCAUCUCCCCGUCCCUUGGCAAGCUCACCAGCUUGUUGCGCCUCAACCUCUCAUACAACUCGCUCUCUGGUAACCUGCCAUCAGAACUAUUGUCAUCUGGCAGCAUCACUGUACUCGAUGUGAGCUUCAACAGCCUCAACGGGGAUCUGCAUGAACCUCAUCCUUCAAUCACUGAGCAGCCGUUGCAAGCACUCAACAUCUCAAGCAACUUGUUUACAGGAGAAUUUCCAUCUACAAUGUGGGAGAAAACAAGAAAUUUGAUUUCCAUCAAUGCGAGCAACAAUAGCUUCCAAGGAUGGAUACCAUCUUCUUUUUGCAUCAGCUCAACAUCUGUUGCGGUGCUUGACCUUUCAUUCAACCAAUUCAGUGGCAGCAUCCCUGCUGAUAUGGGUAAAUGCUCUGCACUUAGAGUACUCAAGGCUGGCCACAACCACCUCAGUGGGCUCCUCCCAGAUGAGCUCUUCAAUGCUACACUGUUAGAGUACCUCUCUUUCCCAAACAAUGGUUUGCAGGGAUUACUUGAUGGUGCACAAAUAAUGAAGCUCAGAAAUCUAGUUAACCUUGAUCUUGGAGUCAAUAGGCUAAAUGGCAAGAUUCCGGAAACUAUAGGCCAGCUCAAGAGACUGGAGGGGCUCCAUUUGAACAAUAACAACAUGUUUGGGGAGCUGCCAUCAGCUCUGAGCAAUUGCACAAAUAUCAUAACGAUUGACCUCAAGGGUAACAAUUUCAGCGGAGAGCUUCACAAAGUCAACUUCUUCAACCUGCUCAAUCUAAAAGCAUUAGAUCUUCUGUACAACAACUUCACUGGCACAAUUCCAGAAAGCAUCUACUCAUGCAGCAACCUGAUGGCAUUGCGGCUAUCUAGCAACAAGUUGCAUGGGCAGCUAUCACCAAGAAUAGGCAAUUUGAAAUCUCUUGUUUUCCUGUCACUUGGUGCCAACAACUUCACAAAUAUCACAAAUACGCUUCAGAUCCUCAAGAACUGUGGGAAUCUCACUUCCCUACUUAUUGGAUCCAGCUUCAAGGGUGAGGCCAUACCACAAGAUGAAACGAUUGAUGGUUUUCAGAAUCUUCGGGUUCUUUCCAUACCUGAUUGCUCGUUGUCCGGGAAAAUACCUCUUUGGCUGUCAAAGCUCAAAAAUCUGGAGAUCUUAUUUUUGAACAGGAAUCGGCUCACUGGAACAAUUCCAGACUGGAUCAGAAACUUAAAUUCACUUUUCCUUCUGGACCUAGCAUCUAAUAACCUUACAGGGGAGUUACCGAUGGCCUUAAUGGAAAUGCCAAUGCUAAGGACAGAAAAGGCUGCAACCCAUUUGGAUACAAGGGUGUUUGAGCUACCUCUUUAUUUCGCUCACACAUUUCAAUACCGGAUAGCUACUACUUUCAUGAAAACACUGGAUCUUAGUCACAAUAACUUAACGGGUGCGAUUCCCCAGGAGUUUGUUCAGUUGAAAUCACUUGAGAAGCUCAAUUUGAGUUUCAACGGCUUGUCAGGAGAGAUUUCGCAGCAACUCAGCAAGCUGACAAAUCUGCAAAUUUUAGACUUGUCUAGCAACCAUCUCACAGGUGCAAUCCCAUCCGCACUGAACAACCUGCACUUCCUCUCUCAAUUCAAUGUUUCUCAUAAUGACCUGGAAGGACCUAUUCCGAAUGGAGGUCAGCUUAGUACAUUUCCAAGUUCUAGCUUUGAUGGUAACCCGAAGUUGUGUGGGAUUAUGGUUGCUAAACUCUGUGGCUCAGCUGAAGCACCUCCAGUCUCUGUUCCCUCCACAGAACAAACGGUCAGAAGGGUUGCCUUUGUGUUUUCUUUUGGGGCUUUCAUUGCUGUAGGGGUGAUAUAUGAUCAAAUAGUCUUGUCAAGGUAUUUCGGUUAGUCUCAGUUUACAUGUGAGAUUAUGAUGGCUUUAGUGCUAAUUAUCUCCUGCUCAGGUUCAGCGAUAUCGAUUAUGGAGUUGUAAACCAUAUUUGACUCAUUUUUCAUGUCUACAAAAAGGGUAACUGGAGGGGAUUUAUAGGCCAGGACAGAGUAAACCAUUUGGUGCAAAUGCAAAAGAAUGCAGCCAUGUAAGCUGAUCUGAAUGGAAGCAGUCUAAAUUUGUCAAGAAAAUAAGAGAUCUCUCCCGUUUGAUUUCUGUGUCGCUAUAAUUUAAUCAUUCAAUUUUGUUGCUGUACAAUAACACUACACAAUUAAAUCAUGAUACAUUUUCGCGCACACGAUUAUACAAUAUAAAUGCAAGCAGAGCCAGCAACCCAAAUCUCUGUGCGACAACGACAAGGGCGGUCAAUCAAAAAGACGUAGGGCAAUCCAAAAUUUCGAGCAACAAGACGCGGUUAUGCGCCUCCGAUUUUUUCCCCCCCGCCAAACAAGGUUUAUGCA